Messenger RNA from Bombyx mandarina (wild silkworm), 5506 nucleotides. RefSeq names its product nuclear pore complex protein Nup188 (gene Nup188). The record is from RefSeq and is a predicted model, not a curated record. Gene Ontology annotation, molecular function: structural constituent of nuclear pore. Gene Ontology annotation, cellular component: nuclear pore inner ring. NCBI's taxonomy places the organism in Eukaryota, Metazoa, Arthropoda, Insecta, Lepidoptera, Bombycidae. Gene Ontology annotation, biological process: RNA export from nucleus; protein import into nucleus.
AUGACAACGAGUAGUGUAAAUUAUUGGAAGAGGCUAUGGCGCUGGACAACUUCGGAGAGUCUGACUACAGAAGAAUUGACCAAAAUUUUUGAUACAAAAGAAGUAAGAGAUGGACUUAAAAUUGGAUUGGCUAGUUACAAACAAAACAAGCCUGAGGACUUUACCAAACUUCAGUCACAGUAUCCGGAUCAAACAAAGCUGCUCACUAUAGUGCAGACACUUCAAAAUUAUAUUGAUGUCGACUGUUUUCAAUUAUGGGAAAUAUUAAAAAACUAUUUGUGUGAUAUAUCAUAUGGUACACCCGAGAGUGCAUUAAAGAAUGUUGCAUUUGUUGACACCCGACCUACAUAUUUGUCUCCCAAAGUAUGGAGCUUCUAUUAUUCUGAGCGACUCUUUCUACUCAAAUUGCUUCAGUACAUCAUUCAGCUUAAAGAUGAUGCUCAAUAUAAAUAUCAAAAGGAAUUCACCAAGAUUAUUGAAGAUAUUGGCAUACAAAACAUUAAAACCUCACUCAUAUCUCAAUUUGAAAAGGUCUUAAGUGCUGCUCCACCAUCUAGAAAAAUAUUGAGUGAUUUUUCUAAUGAUUCUGUGCGACACACUUGGUUAGAGAGUAAUUUGAGAGAACAAUUAGCAAUACUUCAAAUACUCUUAAUAAUUGCGGAAAAGAACACAUUUCAAGCUGAAGAAUUCAAAAAAUUGUUUAAUUUGUUCAUAAAACACAGUUUUGGGAAGAAUUAUGGGUUCAGUGAGUUCCUGGGAGAAAGACACAGAGAGCAAUGCCUCUGUAUUAUGUACAUGGAAGUUUGCCUGUUUAUGGUCAUUAUUGAUCAUGUGAAAAUUGAUAAUUUAUCAACAUGGAUAGAAAAUACGAAAGAAGUUGUAGAAACUGAAUUGACAAAAAUUCAAAUGUGUACAGAACAUAGUGCCAUGCUUUUGACGUGGAUGCUGGUAACGUUGCAGAGUGAUCAACAUGUAAAAUUAUUUGAAAGCCAAUAUCAACAUUUUGGCAGUACUGCAAUGAAGAUGAAAGUGUUUGAGUUUCUUCAACAGAUGCUGAACAGUCCUGUAUUCUCAGAUCAAUCAAAGUGCUCACAAAUAGCUAAACAAAGAAUGUUUAAUAUUCUCAACGAGCUUUGUGACAAGUUUGAUGGAGACGGAAGCCUCAGCAAUCAAACUGGCAUUAUACAGCUGUGUUCAGACCUGCUUCAGUCACCAGAAAUAGCUUGUCAAUUCUGGAAACUUCAUCAGAGAGACAAAGACUUUGGUGUAGUGUCAUUAUGGAAUACUGCACUAGAAUAUUUCCCUCAUCAUUUUAGUCCUCUCUCAAAUUUAGCUGCUGGCUUAGUUCAAGCUGGUAAGAACAGCGUCAGAAAUCUAAUAUCUGAAUUGAAAAAUUUACCUGUAUACGCGGAAAUAUACAAUCCAAACGCAGUACCACUGGUAUCUAUACAAUACGAUGACGCUAUAGUCGGCAGAGAGUACUACCCUCUGGGAGAUCCGUCUUAUCGCAUUGAAACUGGCUCCAAAGCCACAAUCAUGGAAAGGAAGGAAGGCACCAUGAUCCACUUCAGAACACCUUAUUCAUAUUGGACGGUGUUCAACAGCGAUAUAGAAAAAGCCUUAGACAGAAAACAUCAUCAGUACAACGUCAAUGCGAUAUUGCAGAGAGUUUUUGAAGGUGCGAGAGUAUUAAAGGGUGUACUCAAGUCGCUGGUUGAGGAGAAAGAGAUCCCAAAGGCGUUGGUAGAAUCAUGUGAAGGAGUUUUCGAUGUACUAGUAAGGUUUAUGAGGGCUGAUUCUCCGCCUCUGCUACUUUUGGUGGAAUGCCUUGAAGUAUGUUCUGCGCUGGUGCCAGUUUUCCCGAAAGAAAUUCAUUUAAGAUUGAUAAACGCAGGUCUGUUACCACGCAUCAUGAAUCAGAAACUGACGCAUAUAGAGUAUGCCAAUGGCGAAUCGUUUGAUUCAGCUACCGUUGGAUCCUAUUUAGUUGCACUAGAACAACCUACAGGAACAUACAAGUUCCUAUCUGCGUAUAUUGAUAUGCUUUGCACUUUUCAUGAGGCAUCGACCGAAGAACGUGUUACCAAAGAAAUAAUUCUGCCCGGAUUGAUCCUGCUACUGCGCGAAGUGUUGCCAAACGCAUACGGCUGGCGCUACACGAACAUACGGGACCGGCGCGCCAUGCUGCAGCGCUGUAUGCGCUUCCUGACCUUAGUGUUGCAAGACCAGAAAACAGAUGGCAGCACCGCGCUGUUGAAACGGACCUGUGUGUAUAGUUUACUGCACACUGAAAACGCUUUGGUGCUACUCAAGAUUAUUUCACUGGGAAAUGAACAUUUAGAGAACAUGAUACAAAAUGAAACGAACUGGUCAUCCGGUACGGGUUCACAGUUUAUAUCGAUAAUACAGAGGUGCGUGGCGGUGCUCAUGUUCGCUUUGCGUCUCAAGAGUCUCGUCACGGAAUCCAACGAGAUGACGCCGUUGGAACAUCUCAUAUUCACUCAGAAUAAACAGAAAGAUUCAUUGAAAGUUGUACCCAAAGUGACAAGUUAUAUCAAUCAUGUGUUCAACAAAAGCUUGGCCGUGUUGUGCUGUAGGCUCUUGAAGAUGUUUGCCGAUAGUUUCCAGAUGUCGUUGUUCGCGUCGUUGGACAUGACCGCGUACCAAGUGCGGGUGUUGUUCCUCGAUCGACUUCGCGACGAGUACGAAACGACAGAACUAAAAGUGGCCAUACUAGAGUUCGUGGCCACGUGCGUGGGCACGCAGCCCGGCCUCACCGAAGCGUUCUUCAUGAUGAACUACGAAAAAACGAAUGACGAUAAAAAACUCAAGGAAACCGAUAAAGAUAAGGAGGAAAACCUGUACAACUACGAAAGCAUCCUCGGUUAUAUGGCGGAGUACUUGGGAACUGUGAAGGCUGAUGCGAAACAACUUCAAAGUCCGCUCUUAGGGUGCAUAAUGGGUCUGUUCCAUGCUCUAUGGAAGAACAAUAUGCAGAUUCUUGUGAAAAAAUUACGCGAAACCGCAACAUUUUGGGAUUACAUGACCAGUCCACUCUUCAGUGAGAUACAGCCCGGCUUGAGAACUUAUUCGCAAAUAUUCAACGUUAUCGGCAUAGAACUAUUCGUCUCUCGAGGGAAAAUAGAAAAUGACUUGAAACUGAUGCUCGAGCAAUUGUUUGAUACCAACAAAACCCAUUUGGACAAAUGGAUCAACCAUAUAUUUUCGUUUAAAGGUAGAAGCGAAAAUGAGCCUGUCGAUAAAGUGCCGGUCUGGCUUGGAUUGUUAACCUCUUGGAAAGAUUUCACCACGAUAUUUUGCAAAACCUUACCGAUAAGUUUGAAUAUAGCGCACAAAGCGAAAAUGGUCACCCCCUGCAUGACCGCCUUGUUGAACGAACUCGAAGAUCUGAAAGACGGAAGGCUGGUCGUUAUGUUGGCCGAACUGUACGUCAUAAUGUUGGCCAAUUGGAGCCACGAUUGCUUUGAAAACAGAAAAGCCAGUGCCAAACAAAUCGAUCGUUUAUUAACCAACACUGCGAUUAUAUACGAAUGCCUCCACCCGAGGGCCAAAAAAGCCAUCCUCUCCAUCUGCACAGUCGCGAUCAGCGGUCUCGAUUAUGAAAUAAAGGCUAACAGUGCCACCGCGCAAAGCAUUAUUAGAUCCGUGACCAAUUUAAAUAGCGUUGAGUUGGAGAAAUUGUUUGACGAUUUCAAGGAUCUUCCUAAAUCGGACACGAAGACCACCGAGCCCUCGACGUACGAGGACGUAUCGCCUGUCGUUCUAUCAUUGGCGAUGUUGGAACAGUGUCUGGAGUUGUACGACGACAUGUUCUCGGGACUAUCGCAGUGGUUCCAGUCGAGUCGAUUCAUAAACAAGCUCCUGUGCUGUUUGCAGAUGUGUUUACAGAGCCGUCGCCAUUACCAGACGUCUCUAGCGGCGUUACGGUGCCUCACCGUGUACUCCCGAGGACCUUUCUCUAAGGAACUCUUGCUGAGCGAUAUCGACCAGUUUUUAUGGAUGCAACUGUUGCCGCCGAAAUUCGACGGCGUAACUUGGAAGCCCGAAGAAUGGUGGAAAGUGUACUCUUACAGCUUAGACUUUAUAUCCAUGAUGGUCAUGAAACACGGUCAGUUCUUUGCGAGUGACGCGAUCACAUUUGUCGGGGUCCACUUGGAACAUUUGAUAGAGGCCAUAAACCUGCCACGACAGGUCGUCAGCAUCGAUUCGUUAAAUGUAUGCGCGUCCGCGUUGAAUCUUAUAGUUCAAUUAGUGAAGUACGAAUCUAGAUGGCGCUUACAGAACAUGCAUUCGCUUUUUGGUAUUAUGAGAAGUAUAAGCGCGUGUCUGUACCAAUGCGUGAUAUACAUGAUCCGAUCGCGGCGUACCUCCGACGCCGCGCAGCCUCCAAGCGACGACACCCCGCCGACGCCGUCCUUAUUGCCAAGGACCUUAGAAGUUCUCCACAUGUCGACACUGUGCUUGCUAUCGUUCAGUCCCAAUCUGCUGUCAUUGCUCGCUGACCCCGGACUAGAUUUGGAGAGAUGGCAGCCAUUAGUUGAACUACAUUUCGGAGCGCCUAAGUUGUCUUAUGAACCAUUCCCUCAACUAACUUUCGGUACAUUAGUGUCCGCCAUCUGCUUGUUGACGAGAUCAUUGAACCAUGCGUACCACGCGGAGGAGAGCAGCGGGUCCCGGUCCCCGCGCGGCGGGCGGCGGCGCGUGUGCUCGUGCAGCAGCCCCGCGGAGUCCAAGCGGCUCAACCGCAGCGAGUCCCUCACCAGCGUGUCCUCCGCCGCCAGCGCGCUGCCCGGCCUGGACGAGAGGCUGGUCGGCGGCGCGCUCGAAGCCACCACUACGCUGCUCGCAGAACAGGCGCUACUUGCAGUGCGCGAUCCGAAUGUCCCAGCUCGUCACAAGCAACUCGUCCGCCGGGAGCUCUGCUCUGAACUAGCUCAGUUCCAUGAUUUCGUCCGCAAGAGAAUAUUGUGCGCUGCCCAUGCGCGCCCGCACCUCGUGCGCAACAAGCUUGGAGCUUGGCCGCUCCCUUCAGACGAAGAGGAAGUCAAAAGGAUCGAAGAAGCCAGGAAAGAGGUUAACUCCGCCGCCGACGAUGAAGACCAGCGCUCGUUGCCUCCGCCCCCGCCACCGAAACGAGCAUCACACGAUUCUAUGCGCGAAUACAUUUUACGUAAACAUUACUUAGAAAAAUGUGCACAAACACCCACAAAAGGACCGCCGUCUCCCGUCUCACAUUCGACGCCCGCGUCCGAUAAAAAGAAAGAAACAUCCAGAAGCUCGAAACGGGUUUCUUGGGCGGAAACUACCAGGGACAGCGAUGAAAGCUUAGACAGCUCUCUCCAAGAAAUAGAACCGGUCUAUUCUAAUCUCACUGAUGUACAAAUUAACAAUGAAGAAGAUUAUUUUCAUUUCAUGUCUGUUGUGUUUCUUUACAUUUGUCAAACAGAAUUGUGAUUUAACUUCGAAUCAACUUGCAUUAAAUCGA